AUGAAUGAAAUUCCUGACGAAAAUUUUAAAGACUGCAGUGCCCUCAGAAGUAUUAUUAUCCCAGAUCAUGUUACCAAAAUAGGUAAUAAUGCAUUUGCUAAUUGUUAUAGUUUACAAACUGUAUUUAUGGCAGAUAGUGUUACUUCAAUUGGAGAAGCAGCAUUUACUUCUUGCUCAUACCUUAAUAAUCUCACGCUUUCUCAAAAUCUUACAGCAAUUCCACCUCACAUGCUUGAAUUUUGUUCAAGACUCCCUAAUAUUAUAAUUCCUAGUUCAGUAACAUCAAUUGGGGAAAGUGCUUUCACAGAGUGUGUCAUAUUUAGAUCAAUUUCAAUUCCAAAUAGUGUAAUAUCAAUAGGUCAGUCUGCAUUUGCUGCUUGCUUCGCUCUGACAAGUGUUACUUUAUCAUCGCAGCUUACUACUAUUCCUCAUGAAUGCUUUUUUUAUUGCCCUGCUCUUAAAAGUGUUACUAUCCCUGAUAGUGUGCGAACAAUUGAAGAUGGAGCGUUUAAAAUGACGGGUAUUGAAAUGUUCAAUUCAAAUCAUAUUACGACAAUUGGUAACUCCGUUUUUAAUAAAUGUCCAAAACUUCACACCGUAACUCUUCGAGGUGAUCUUCAAUCAUUUGGAACAUCGGUAUUUUAUCAAUGCCCGAAACUUGAACACCUUAACAUGACUAGUUAUCACUUGGACAUUCCUGAUAAUACAUUCUAUGAAUGUACUUCACUCAUAGACGUUUGGUUUCCAUCAAGUAUCAGCAAAAUUGGAGUAAAUGCAUUUUAUAAAUGUACUUCACUUGGAAGACUCUAUGGAACUUCGCAGAUCGAAACAAUUGAUUCAGGAGCAUUUGAUUUAUCAGGUCUCACCGAAUUAGUUCUGGAUAGUCUUAAAACAAUCAAAAGUGAAGCUUUCAAAGAUUGCGAAAAACUCACAAAAGUAAUUUUGAGUAAUCAUCUAACUACAAUCGACAAUUAUGCAUUUCAGAAUUGCAUAAAUCUCAAAACAGUUUCAUUACCUGAAAGUUUAGAAACUAUCGGAAAUUUUGCUUUUUCAUAUUCUGGUAUAGAAAACUUAAUAAUUCCAAACACUGUUACAUCUAUAGGAAGCACGGCCUUUUGUGGUUGCUCUAAUCUUACAAGUGCUACACUAUCUGAAAGAUGUCCAGCAAUUUCUUUUUUCAUGUUUGCAUCUUGUUCAUCAUUAAAUACAGUUACAAUUCCUUCUGGAGUUCAAUCAAUUGAUAUAUGUUCUUUUGAAAGCUGUUCAUCUCUAACUUCAGUUAAUCUCCCAAGUACACUUACUUCGAUUGGUACUAAUGCUUUUAGGGGUUGCCUUAAUUUAGAACAAGUCACAAUAUUAGGAAAUGUUGAAAUGAUUAGUAAUGGCGCAUUUUUACAUUGCGAUAAACUUGUUAAUUUAUCAAUGCCAAAUGUCAAAAAACUUGGUGGAACUUCAUUUCAAUAUUGUGGAUUCCAAACAUUAUCUCUUCCAGAUGGAUUAACUGAAAUAGGUAAAUCUGCAUUUGAAUCCUGUAGCCAACUUGAGAACAUCACUAUUCCUGAAAGUGUAACAGUGAUAGCCGAAAGCGCGUUUAGAUAUUGCACAAGUUUAUUAAAUGUUACAAUUCCAAGUCAAGUUCAAACAGUAAAUCAUCAAAUGUUCCUUGGAUGCUCUAGUCUAAGAAGCGCCUCAUUUAAUCAUGUGAUAGCUAUGGGAGAAUCUGUAUUUAAAGGUUGCUCCAGCCUUGAAUCGGUAACUCUUCCAAGUACUCUUGUAACAAUUUUUGGAUCAGAUUUUGUUGAUUGCAAUAGCCUCAAAACCGUAAUUAUUCAAGUACCUGAAAAUGUAAAUGCAAUGAAUAAAGUUUUUCAAUCGUGCUCAAUAGAAACAUUAAUAUAUCAGAGCCCGAUUUCAAAUUUUGUUCUUAAUUGCAAAGUCACAACAAUUAUAUUUGAUCUCCCAGAUUCUGAUUCAAGUGACACUUUAUUGAAACCAAUGGGCGAAUUCAAUGUAUUAUCACUCAUUCAUAUCAAAAAUAUUAACAAUCACCCAAUUCCAGAUAAUUUUGUUACUGCAGAUAAUGUUUCUAUUUUGGUUGAACAAAAUGGAAUUAGUAUUAAUGAAACAGCAUUUUCAUCUCUAAAUAUAACAAAUUUCACAUAUCUUGGAAUAGAUCCAAUUCCAGGAGAUUUCUUAGUUAAAGCAAGCUCUUGUGAACAUGUUUACGUCACAAGAUCAUACACCUCGAACAAACUUGGAGGUCUUGAUGUCACUGUACUUGAUGAACAAGAACCAACUCCAGAGCCAGAAGAAACUUCAAAUUCUUCUUCAUUGCCAGAAUGUCCAUCUGGCGAAUACACCAUUCCCAGCAGCAUAAAUGCAAUUCCAGAUGGGCAAUUUCGAGAUUGCUCUAAACUCACAAGUAUUAUAAUUCCAGAUCACGUUACCACAAUUGGCAAUUAUUCUUUUGCAAAUUGUUCUAACUUGCAAUCUGUAUCCAUGGCGAAUAGUGUUACUUCAAUUGGGGAAAACGCAUUUUUUUCUUGUGAUUCUCUAACAGACAUCACACUUUCUGAAAGUAUUACUAUAAUACCCCCAUCAUUGCUUAAUACUUGCAGACAUAUCACUAAUAUUAUAAUUCCGAAUUCAGUCACUUCUAUUGGGGACUCUGCAUUCUCCCAGUUAUCUAUUUCAUCAAUUGUAAUACCUAAUAGUGUUUUGUCGCUAGGAACUUAUGCUUUCGCAGCAUGCAUGCGUCUAGCAAGCGUAACUUUAUCUUCGCAACUAACUACUAUUCCUUCAUAUUGUUUUUAUCUGUGCUAUCCACUCGUAACUAUCACUCUUCCUGAUAGUGUAAGAACAAUUGAAGACGGUGCAUUUAGCUCUACAAAUAUGGAAACUUUCACUUCAUCUUUACCUCUGACUUUUCAAAAUCGCGUUUUUGAUUUUUGUGAUAAACUUGUAUCUGUAAGCUUAUCUAAUGUUCAAUCAAUUGGAAGAUCAUUAUUUUCUGAGUGUUCAGCACUUGAAAGUGUUGAAUUCUCAGGAAAUCUUGAUGAUAUCCCUUCUGAAACAUUUGAUGGACUUUCUGAACUUACCACUGUUGUUUUGCCACAAAAAAUUAAAUCUAUUGGUACUCAUGCAUUUAGAGGUUGUACUGCUCUUCAAUAUUUACGUAUAAAUUCAGAAAUCGAAACGAUUGAAUCCGAAGCCUUUAUUGAAUCAGGUCUCAUUGAAUUUAACAAUCAAGGAAGUGUCAAAUCAAUCAAAAGUAACGCCUUCUCUGGUUGUGAACAAAAUCUUCAAACAGUUGUUAUCAAUAGCGGUCUAACUGCAAUUAAUGAAAGUACAUUUCAGAACUUCAACAAACUCCAAAUUGUUUCUUUACCUGAUAGUGUAGAAACAAUAGGAAACGUUGCAUUUCAAUUUACUGCUUUUACUAGUUUCACAGUUCCAAGAAGUCUUAAGUCAAUUGGAGAUUUUGCUUUCCAAGGAUGUCAAUUAACAACAUUAACACUUCCUAAGGAAUGA
Trichomonas vaginalis G3 is the source of this 3531-nucleotide messenger RNA. Its product is annotated as antigen BSP-related family. Lineage: Eukaryota; Parabasalia; Trichomonadida; Trichomonadidae. The record is from RefSeq and is a predicted model, not a curated record. Bases 1 to 3531 code for a protein of 1176 amino acids. The transcript has a single exon.